AGCAAAAAGGUCAUUGCGCAUGCGAACUAGCUCGGUUUACCUGUUUGAAAUUUUUCGAUCAGCAGCUGGGAUGCUGAAAACAAACAGGAAGAAUUUCGUCUUUUGUUUGGUUUUCUGACUGUAUUUCGUUAAAUUUGUUGGGUCACCGAAUUUACACACAUCAAGAAGUCCCAGCCAUGGCCCUGCCCACGCUACCGUCCUACUGGCAUGUCCGUAAUCGCCUCGCCGAGCAGAGGAUGCUCCGGCAGCGAAACCACGAGGCGCAGUUCCGGGAAACGUGGGACAACCACGCCCGCUACUUCCACAAGUCCAACGUGCAGACGGCGAAGGGCGCUCACUGGUCGUCACAUCGCAGCUACCAGGACAGCAUGGAAGCCUUCAACACAGCCGCAGAGAAAGAGGCGAAGUCUGCCCGGCUGAAGGAGCGGAGAGAGAGACUGAGUGAGCUGCUGAAGGAGGAGAGAGACACGUAUGAGGCGGAGCUGAGGGGGAUGUCACUGGACAACUACAGGAGGAUGGAGUCCAUGAAGGAGAGGGCUGAUCAUCUGAAGGAGAAGAAAGAGACAGAAAGAAAACAGAUUGCUGAAGUAAAGUUAAAGGAACACUUUAGAAGAAACAACCCUGACCUUCGACAGAUCGAAUCAGAGCAGCACAAGCAGCAUGUUAUAGGUGCCUGGAGUGACCAGGUGGAGGAGAAGGAGGAGAGAAUUGCCAGUGCUCGAGCAGAGGAAAAACACAUUGAUGAUGUCAUGGAGCGGCAGAGACUGGCCGCCCUCAAAAAACAGAGGGAAGAAGAGAUCAAAAGAAUGAAGGCAGAGAAGAGACAAGCAGGCGUGCUGAAAGAGCAAGUGGAAGAAUUGAAGGACAGGGAAAGAGAGGCCGAGGCCCUAAAGCAGGAGGAGGCAGAACUGCUGAGGCAGCAGUGGGAGCUGGAGAAAAUGGAGGCAGAAAGAAAAGCUUUUGAAGAGCAGAGAAAGAAAGCAGAUCUUGGCCGAGCCCUGUCCAGGCAGUACAAGAUGCAGAUGAGGAGGAAGUCACAGCAGGUGCAGGAGGCACUGGAGCUGGACCGUAAGAUCCUGGCAGCGCUGACGGAGAAAGAACAGGAGGACCGGAGGCUGGAGACGGAGCGGCGGGAGCGGGCGCAGGCGGAUGCUGCCUGGAUGAAGGAGGUUGUGGAGAAACAGAUGAGGCUGGAGAAGGAGAGAGAAGAGGAGCUGGAUGAGAUGUACAGACAUGAGGCGGAGCGACAGUGGGCCAAGCGGGACGCAGAAUGGGAGAGAGAGAGGCUGGCCAGGGAGAGGCUCAUGAAGGAGGUUCUGGAGGAGCGUCAGGACCAGCUGGCGGCUAAGAUGGAGGCUCUGCGGCAGCGCCAGGCGGAUGUUCUCCGGAGCCGGGAGGACCUGCUGAGGCAGCUUGAAGUGGCCAAUCGGAUGGCUCGGCAGGAGGAAGAGGAGAGGGAGAGGGCUGUGCUGGAGAGGAAGCAGGAGGUCGAAGGGCAGAUCACGGAGCGCCGUGAGCGACAGCGUACAGCGCGGGAGCGGCUGGAGCAGGAGCUAGCUGAGGAGAAGCGAGCAGAGCAGGACUACGAGGAAGUGCUGAGGCAGGAGGCAGCCAGGCUCAAGCUGGGGGGCUUCGAACCAAAGUCAUACCCAAGGAGCCGACGGUCGGCUUGGGACUAAGAGCUGCUGCCCAUCACACUAGCUUACACUGCUGCUAGAUAUGGAUAGAACAAGCUAUUACAUGCUGAAUAAUGGUAGAUAGAGGGAUGAAUAUAUUAAAAAUAAAAGAGGAAAAAUUAAGGCAGACUGCUUUGCAUGUUCUGUUAGUAGUAUACAUCAGAUUCUCACGUUGUCCAGAGGCUACCCCUUUGGCAUAGCACAAUAACUUUGCAAGCACAGCAUUAUGUUACUAGAUAAAUCUGAAACUAAAGCUGUUAAUUGAGAGUACCAGGAGUAGCUAUAUUGUAGAUAGCUUUGCUAUAUAAAUGGUGCAGAAUUAAUGUUUUGUACUGGUUAUGUUAUGUAUGAAAGGUGUUGGUAUCAUUUAUUGAAUGUGUCGGUCAAAGUGUGCCUUUUGGUGGAAAUGUGAACAACUGUUCCAAUACAUAUAUCGGUGUAAAAUUUAUAGGUGUUGGUGAAUCACUAAUGGAAACCAAUAAACGUCUGGGUGAACUUUUGCAGAUAAAGAGAAUUUUCUGGCUGUAAAUAUUUUUAUUGAUCAAAAGCAAAUGAUAACAAACAGUCAACAGUUACGUCCUGUUAGUGACUACAGUAAAAUUGGUCUUCUAAAAAGAUACAUACCUUAGGAAAAGUCAUGAUUGUUGUUAUUGAAUAUAAGGUUUCUGCACUUGAUGUUUUAGAGUACACAAUUCUGUACAUAUCCAUUCACAGUCUGUACAUAAAUAUGCACAAACUUA
Branchiostoma floridae (Florida lancelet) is the source of this 2416-nucleotide messenger RNA. Its product is annotated as trichoplein keratin filament-binding protein-like. Gene Ontology annotation, cellular component: keratin filament. NCBI's taxonomy places the organism in Eukaryota, Metazoa, Chordata, Leptocardii, Amphioxiformes, Branchiostomatidae. Gene Ontology annotation, biological process: apoptotic process. The transcript has 16 exons. The record is from RefSeq and is a predicted model, not a curated record. The coding region runs from base 177 to 1679 and encodes 500 amino acids.